AUGGAAGCACAACAGCGCCGCAGUUCUGGGUUUCAGGGCGACGACUUGAUCAAGGAUGGAACUCGAGUGAGAGAUGAUGGUCGGAUUGAAAUCGACUUGGAUUCCAAAGUCGGCAGAGAAGUGUCCAAGUUGAUUCCAUUUUUGGAUUCAGAGGAGCAACUACAUCCAUCGGAGGAACCAUCCGUCGAGACAAGAUGCGACCUUGAGCUCAACAUUGUUAUUCAAGUCGUCGGCAGCAGAGGCGACGUCCAACCCUUUGUUGCAUUGGGCAACGAACUUCAACGCCAUGGUCACCGGGUACGACUUGCCACACAUGGCGUCUUCGAAUCGUUUGUUCGGGACUCUGGGUUGGAGUUCUACUCUAUCGGGGGAGAUCCAUCGGAGUUGAUGGCUUACAUGGUCAAGAACCCAGGCCUAAUACCGCAGAUGAAGUCGGUCAAGGAUGGGGAUAUUAAAAAGAAGCGUAUUAUGGUCGCUGAAAUUCUACAAGGCUGUUGGAGGUCUUGCAUCGAAGAUGACUUGGUGACAAACACACCCUUCGUCGCCGAUGCUAUCAUUGCAAAUCCACCAAGCUUCGCCCAUAUUCAUUGUGCUCAGGCACUUGGAAUCCCAUUGCAUUUGAUGUUUACUAUGCCCUGGACCAGCACAAGAUCAUUCCCUCAUCCGCUGGCAAACCUGAAAUAUUCGACAACAGAACCCAAAAUGGCUAACUAUCUCUCCUAUGGAAUUGUUGAAUGGCUCACUUGGCAAGGGCUUGGUGAUGUUAUCAAUGACUGGAGAAAGUCUCUUGAUUUGGAGCAAAUAUCUGCCACCGAAGGCCCUCGCCUGGCAGAGACAUUGAAAGUGCCAUUCACAUAUUGUUGGUCACCUACACUAAUGCCCAAGCCCAAGGACUGGGCCGGUCAUCUUGAUGUCUGCGGUUUCUUCUUCCGCUCCCCACCUGACUUCACGCCUCCUCCGGAUCUCGAUGCAUUCCUUCGAAAUGGACCUCCGCCAGUAUAUAUUGGUUUCGGGAGUAUCGUCAUCGAAGACCCUCCGGCAAUGACUGCCACGCUUGUAAACGCCGUGAAGGCGUGGGGAGGCCGCGCAAUAAUCUCGCGUGGAUGGAGCAAUCUUGGUGAAGCAGAAUCAUCUGACCAGAUCUUUUAUCUCGGAGACUGUCCGCAUGAAUGGCUCUUCCAAAAGGUUUCAGCAGUUGUACAUCACGGAGGAGCUGGAACCACGGCUUGUGGACUACGAUUUGGACGACCAUCGCUCGUUGUUCCAUUCUUUGGAGACCAGCUAUUCUGGGGCAACAUGGUUGCUUCCCGCGGCAUUGGACCCAUCCCAAUCCCCCAUCGCUCCUUGAACGCCGAGAACUUGGCGGAAGCUAUCCGCUUCUGCUUGCAUCCGGACACUUUAUCAGCAGCAGAGGAGCUUUCCCGUCAAAUGAGCCAAGAAGCCGGUGUAUCUGCUGCUGUCGCAUCAUUCCACCGGAACCUACCAAUGGCUGACAUGAAAUGUCAGUUCAUGGACUCUGAGGCCGCUGUUUGGCGUUUGAAACAAGAUUCCAAGAACUCCAUGAAUAUGUCCAAGGCCGCAGCGGGAAUCUUGAUCGAAAACUCGCUAAUUGAUCCAAAUGACCUCAAAUCAUAUGAGAGCAACCCUAUCUUUAUUCAAACACGACGAUGGGACCCCAUCACAGGCGGAACCUCCUCUUUACUUGGGAUGUAUAAGGACAUUCUUACAGCCUCAAGUGACGUGGUCAUCCGACCGUACAAGGAACUCACUCGGCCCCGUCAGCAGAGUGAGCCUGAACUAGUUGUGAUUGAAUCUACGCGCGGCGAGUCAUCCAACGAACGACGUCCCUCUGGGGCCACAUCCCGAAGUUCCGGGUCUAACAUGCAAGAUGAAGAUUGGAAAGUUGCCGGUAAUGCCGUGGGUGGAUCUGCCAAAAGUGUCGGGAGAAUCAUCGCAUACUACUACAAGGGUGUGUUGGUUGACAUCCCUGGAGCGGUCAACGAAGGGUUGAGAGCGGUUCCGCGACUCUAUGGCGAGGAUGUCAAGAGAUACGAUAACAUCAAAGAUUUCAAAUCUGGUGUCGCUGCUGCAAGUGAUAAUUUCACUCAUGGGUUUUCCCAUGGGCUCACCGAUAUCUUCAGGCAACCUUACGAGGGUGGCCAGAAGGAUGGCAUUAGGGGGGCGAUCAAGGGCUUUGUGAAAGGCCCAAUUGGCAUGGGCACAAAGGCUGCAUCAGGUGCUCUGGGUCUAGUGGCUUACCCAGGUCAGGGAUUGGCUAAAAGCUUGCAUUCCGCCAUUCAUUCAAAGACCCGGAAGGAGAUUGUAAAGGCGCGAUUGAUUGAGUCGCAAUAUCUUGCCAGACACUCUUCAAAGGCGCAAACUAUGUGUUCAUACGUUCUAGACGCGUAUGAGGUUCAACGGCAACCUUUGGAGUCUCGCAGUUCAACAUAA
Penicillium salamii is the source of this 2451-nucleotide messenger RNA. The record is from the annotation of a GenBank genome assembly. Lineage: Eukaryota; Fungi; Ascomycota; Eurotiomycetes; Eurotiales; Aspergillaceae.